Nematostella vectensis (starlet sea anemone) is the source of this 2705-nucleotide messenger RNA. Its product is annotated as kelch-like protein 12. The record is from RefSeq and is a predicted model, not a curated record. The transcript is spliced from 8 exons. The coding region runs from base 186 to 1904 and encodes 572 amino acids. Lineage: Eukaryota; Metazoa; Cnidaria; Anthozoa; Actiniaria; Edwardsiidae. Gene Ontology annotation, molecular function: protein binding.
UUUUAAAGUGAGAAAGUUGACCGUGUUUUUUGGAACGUGAUCCUUGGCUUGAAAUCCGAUUGUUUUGAUUGAUCACGCCUUUCUCUGACAAUCUAGCAGCCAGACAAAACAGUUGAAAUUGUCUGAUUUAUUACAGCUGAUGUGAUACCUUUAGGCAUCAUGAACUACAGCUAGCAUCCAUCGCCAUGGUAACUCCUAAAAAGUCAUCUAAAAGUGACAGUUCUAGCUAUCUGACCAGUGGCCAUGCCAAAGACAUACUCACAUCUGUCAACAAGCUGCGUAAAGAUGGCAAGCUUUGUGACGUGGUACUGCAAGUUGAGAAGAAGGAAUUUCCAGCGCACCGCAUUGUCUUGGCAUCGUGCAGUGACUACUUUUAUGCCAUGUUUACUAAUGAUAUGCUGGAGAGCCAGAAGGGUGUUAUAGAGUUACAAGGGCUGGCGUCAGAUACAAUGGAAGUGCUGCUUGACUUUGUUUACACAGAGACGGUAAAAGUGAGUGUUGAGAAUGUGCAAGCUCUUCUUCCAGCAGCAUGCCUCCUACAACUCACUGGUGUGCAAAAAGCUUGCAGUGAAUUUCUACAACACCAGCUUGAUCCAACUAACUGCCUUGGAAUCCGUGCAUUUGCCGACACUCAUUGCUGUGAUGAGCUUAAAGCUGCAGCUGAAAAUUUCAUCCACAAACACUUUACUGAGAUUGUUAAAAGUGAAGAAUUCAUGAUGCUGAACUCUGAUGAUGUCAUGUGCUUAUCUAAAAGCGAUAACUUGACUGUACCAUCAGAGGAAGCUGUGUUUGAUGCCAUUUUAAAAUGGAUCAAGCAUGAUCAGGUUCAACGCAAGGACUAUCUACCUGUCAUGCUGGAAAAUGUCAGACUCCCUCUUCUCUCCCCCCGCUUUCUCACUGAUGUUGUUGAUAAUGAGGCCCUAAUACGUGAGAGCUUAGCAUGCCGGGACUUGGUAGAUGAAGCGAAAAGGUACCACCUGAGGCCGGAAUGUCGCCACCUCCUACAGUCCCCUCGAACCAAGGCGAGGUAUGGACUGGCAGAGAUUAUGUAUGUUCUAGGUGGCUUUGGCAACAUGCAGUCCCCAGUGGAUAUUGUGGAGAAAUAUGACCCCAGAACCAAGCAGUGGACAGAAGUCCAGCCCAUGAGCAAGAAGCGGCGGUACCUGUGCGCUGUGGCCCUUGGCAACAGACUGUUCGCACUGGGAGGGUACGACUCCUCAAGCCGACUGAAUACCGUUGAGUGUUAUAACCCUAUCGUCUCGCAAUGGAACACGGUCACGCCCAUGCUACAGAGGAGGGGACUGGCUGGUGCAGUGACGUUGGAUGGAAAAAUAUAUGUCUCCGGAGGAUUUGACGGCACAGUUCGCCACACAAGUGUUGAAUGCUAUGAUCCGAACAUCGACCGCUGGUCAAUGGCAAGCAGGAUGCUGUCACCCCGUGAAGGAGCUGGCCUAUCUAAUAUGGAUGGCAUACUUUAUUCAGUGGGAGGGUAUGAUGGGACAAACAUCCUUAACACUGUGGAGCGUUUCGACCCAAGGACUGGGCAGUGGACAGCUGUUGCACCAAUGGGAACAAGGAGAUCAGGGGCUGGAGUUACAGUACUUGAUGGUCAACUUUAUGCCAUUGGAGGUUACGAUGGCAACCAUCACCUAGCAACGGUAGAGUGUUAUAGUCCAUGUACAGACCAAUGGCGACCGGUAGCCAGCAUGCAAUCCAAGAGAUGUUAUGUGGGAGGAAGUAUCCUUGGUGGGAAACUAUGUGCUGUCGGUGGGUACGAUGGCACGGCACUACAAGACACUAUAGAGAUUUAUGAUGUGGUGUCCAAUGCUUGGAGCAUUUUGUCUUCAAUGAGUACCAGUCGUUGUGAUAUGGGUGUCUGUGUUUUGGCUGAUCCUUACGGCUGAUAACCUAACCCUUGUAGUGAUGUAAUUACGGUGGCCAUUCUUCCAUAAAUAUGACCUACAUCAGAAAUUCUCACCCAAGAAGCCCUUUUAUGAGUAAAAAUAGCACCUUAUAAAAAUAUGAUUUCUAGCCUUUUAAUGAAAAAAUAUAAGUAUAUGGAAAAAUAACAUGAAUUACCCUGGGUACCAGAAGCUCUGAGCUUCGCUGCAACAAAGAUUUGAGUGAAACGUUUUUUUCCGGGAAGCUGUUACCCAGGGUAAACACGAGUAUGAUCCCCAUCAGAACUUAGGAUUUAAAUUGAAAUAAUGACCAAAUGGAGAGGGUAGAGACUUUUUUGCCUCCUUGUCCCCAUAUGUCACUAGUCAAAGAUAGAAGCGAUUCUCUACUAAGUGGCGGGGCACUACUCAUAUCAUUGGCUCUGCAUUAGAUGGUACGGUGCAAAGAGGGCUGUCCAUGCCUGUUGGACUGCUCUCCACAAUGAAACUUGUCCAGAGCCUGAAAAUAAGGAGGAGUGUAAUAGGUUAACCUGACCAAUUUAUCUAUGCCAUAAAUUACAGGCAGGAUCAAGGGCAGUGGUGGGUAGGGCCUCCACCAGCCGACUCACCCCCCUCUCUAUGUGUCCUUAGGAUUUCUUAGAUGAUGCCCCUUUUAGAAUACUGGAUCCUCCCAAAAAGGUUUUCAGUCUAUUAUAUGUGCCUUGCUACAAGCCAGGAUAAAUCUUACACAGCAAUUUCUUUUACUCACCUUGAUUGUCUGACCUUGCAAGUAAUAAAUACAAACACAGCAAGAGGAUAGUUGCUCGA